Molecule: messenger RNA, 3460 nt
Organism: Paramacrobiotus metropolitanus
Lineage: Eukaryota; Metazoa; Tardigrada; Eutardigrada; Parachela; Macrobiotidae
Exons: 10
Coding region: 168-3182 (1004 amino acids)
Source: RefSeq, a predicted model, not a curated record
AAGCGCAAAACAGCCUCGAAAAUGCAUUUAGGGAAUUUUAGUCUUCCAACUUCUUAGGCUGCAAAAACCUGUUAACUAGUUCUACUCUAGCCAACGGAUCCAGCAUGUUAUCUAGUCGCUAAUCUUCUUAUUUAUGUUUCACAGCUUGCUACUCUUUGUUUUUUGAAAUGGAUGGCAGUGACGAAUGGAAUCCUUUGGCCCGGGCACUCCGCAAACAGCAGCAGACGGCGCCGACCAGUUAUUCGAGAAUUCCCGAACCAUCAGACCCGUAUCGUCGACGUAGUCGGUCGCCUUCGCCACGUUCGCUUAAUUCGCACGGAGUCGAUAGCCGCAGUGAUUUUCCACAGGAUCGAUAUCGCGAACCACGAUCGGCUUAUUCGCAAGUUCCAGUGGACUCGCAUUAUCAGCGUCGGGACCACCAGGGCCAGCCUGCGUACCCAUCCGAUCAACGCUCCCCUGUGCAACAGCGUGAUUUGUCUCGCGCAUCGGACAGGCGCCCGUUAUUAGACGAUUUCUAUGCGUUUCGUCCCGCUCUCGUCUCGCGUGGCCCGGAACCCAUCCAUUCCGAGUAUCAACCCAUCCGCCGACGGGAUCCAUCCCCGCCGCUGCGCCAACCGCCAGCCUCUUCGGAUUACCAACCCUUUCCACUGAGUGGUGGCCCCGAUCGUCGUCAUCAUAACGAGAACUUCGCUCCCAUUCACACUUAUGAAAACCGACCUGAUCAGAGAAAGCGCGGAUUAGAGGAUGAGUUUGAUCGCGUUCCGAGGCGGGGAGAUCUGCGGGAUAAUGAUUUGCCUGGGCAGAGGAAACUCUUUCAGGAUGCCGUCCGAUCGGCAUUGUUGAUGGAUGUCGAUGAUCGCUUGCCGCCAAAACCGACGUUCAAUGAGCCGCGGAGUGCUCGAGAUGAUUAUCCACAGUCUGAUGGACGAUUCCCAGAUAUCCAUGUGGCAAGGAGUGAACCAAACAGCCUGAUGGAUAAUUAUCCGCCACUUGAGAGACGAUAUCAACAAGACGUUCGUCCCUCUAAGACUGAAUUAGUCCGAUCACGGGACGGAUAUCCACAGCCCGAACGGCACAUGCAUGGAGAUUUGCGCCCAGCAGAAAAUGAAUUUCCUGGGCCACGGGGCGAUUUCUCUUCGCCGGAAAACCGAUUCCAGGGGAAUCUUCAACCUGUAAGGACUGAAUUGCCGCGACCAACACAAAGUUAUUCGCAUCCAGAACAGCUAUUGCGCGAAGACGUCCGUCCAACUGCGGCGGAAGCCGGAUUGUCAAGGCCGAGUGAUGGUUAUUCGCAAUCUGAAAAGCGAUUCCCCGAAGAUUUUAGAACAACAGAAAGUGAUGUACAAAGGCCAAGGGAUGAUUAUUCUCAAGCGCCUCUGGAAGGCUUUCCAACAGCGCAUCCAGUAAAUUCAACGGCAUUGGGCACGGAGAUCCCGAAGGGGGUACCCGUUGCGAUGGAAUCAGCGCCGCUGCGAGGACAGCUCGCUUCUGCACCACUGGUUGCAGAAAAAGUUUCCAGACCCGUGGUGCCGGAAGAACGAAGCUUCAUGGCACUGCAACGGGCGGUGCGGGUCUCUAAAGAAGAGGCUGAGAAGCGUGUUGAGGAGCAGAAAAGCAAUGGAUUCGGACUUUCGAAGAAAGAUAAGAUUCCGGUGACACCUGUUAAGCAGUCACCACAAACGCAGUUAAGCAGCACGGUGACAUCUGUUAUGCAGCAGUCACCAAGCAAACCACAAACGGAGAGCAAAGUUGAACCUGUUGUUCCAAAAGGCUUGCAGCAACCAGGAGCGAGCAAGCCAGGUCCACCCCCGGCUCCGCUGUUUCCGUCUGCAGGGAACAUUCAAAGCGCCGCAGCAAAGAGCACCACGGAAUCUAAGGGAUGGGUCGAUACUUAUCCAGAAACGGAGGAAACAGUUCCAGAGGAGCCCACCGCGCCAGUUUAUACAGCACCUAAACCAAGCCCCCCAAAGUCAAAGCCGCUAGUGUCUCUUCUUCCGGAACCAGCUCCGUUGUUUCCUCUUCUUCGCUCCGAGAAGGCAGCACUAUUGCAUUAUCCAUCUGAUGAGCCGGUAUUGCGCAUGGAUGCCUGUCCGACUGGUUUGGAUAAUCCUUUGCUACAGGCGUCGCCACCGCCGCUUUGUCGUCCCGGGAUGUCGAAUCCAUUGCUGGAUUUCCCGCGAAAGCCGCUAUUGCCUAUGUUUGGUCAGCCGUUGAUAGCUGAGUUACCACGUCAGCAAAUUAACCGAACAAUGGAUUACGGUGACACUGAUUACCGACGUCCCGAACCAUACAACGACCGGGACAGGGAAUAUUAUGACAGGAGGAACGGACAUGAGCAGCGAGUUGGGGAAAUGCACGGUGGAUACCAUACAACAGCAGAGGAGCGAUAUGGAUAUGACGAGAGGAGAGGAGGAGAUUUUCGGCCAGUGGAUGAUCGCGAUGGUUACAGACAUGAACCGCGUGAUGAUUACCGUUAUCCGGCCGAGCAACGGAGACCGGAUCCACCGCGUCCGCUUGAUGGCUCGGAUGCGCCGAGAGCCAGACCAGAAGACCCGGCUUUGGAAGAAUUUUAUCAGCAACUGGCAGCACGGUCGUCAUCUUUUGCUGGGGAUAUUUUUGCUGUUAAUGAUCAGCUACCGCCGCGGCGUUCGAUUGGUGAUCCUACUGGAUCUCGUAAUGAAAGUGUCCGAAAUGCGGAAUCGGACCGGCCCAAUCAGGUUCAUGCGCAACAGGAAACAGGAUCUCACAGUGAGCCUACGGGCAGCUCUCCCUCCGUUAACAAGCUGCUCCUCAAUUUAAUAGUGGCUUUGGCGGAGAAUGAUCGUCAAACUGGUCAACGGCACAAUGCCAUGACGUCCCCUGACGAAAUACAGACGGUCGAGAUGGAAGACGCUUUCUCUUCCGGUGCAAAUCAGCCGAAUUCUGGGGCGGACAGUAGAGCAGAUUCUCAGACUCCUCGAUGGGUGGAAGGUUUCUCCGUAUCGGACUCUGUGUCGCCGCCCACGAAACGAGCUAAUAUAGCGUCGCGGUCCUGUCGUGUUUGUAAUGUGGACUUUGGUAGUAGUGAAGAGCUGGUGGCGCACAUCAGGACACGGGAGCACAUUCAGGCCUGCGGUCCAGUGAAACCGACCACCGUGGAUUCAUCCCAGUUCCGACCGGUUGGCGGGCGAUAUUAUUAUUGAUGCGGUGCUUCUUUCUACCUCUAUGAUUUACACCAUGUGAAUUAAUUGAUUGUGUACAGGUUUUGGGAGUUUGAACUCUGAAUGCAUUAAGUUUUUGUCGAAGAUUGCGUUCGAAGAGGCAUUCACAUUGUACUUUUUAAGUUAUGAAAUCACGCAUAUAUACAUUGAAUUUAGGUUUCGGUUCUCUGUUAUUUUCAUUUCAACAGCAUGUUAGGUGGUUUGUUGGUUGUGAGUUUUGGCGGUUUAAUUUCACACCAUCGUGAAAAUAAAGUUGCAUU